UGCCCGGCAGUCAGUAUCCAGUUUCAUGAGCACGCAGAAUGUUGCUUUGGGGGUCAGUGUGUGUGAUUCUCAUCACCUCAAUCAUCAUAUUCUGCAGACAGAAGGACCCGCCCCCUAUUAAUGGGGUUUAUAAACAACCCGGAAAAUGGUACCCUCUGAAAUACGUGGCAUUCCUCAUCAUUCUGCAGCUGAGACGGUGGCAGAACAGUUAUGGUAUGAAAUCAGCCAAGAAACAAGCUGGUUAUGGUGUGCAGUCACACGCCUCACCUGCCAUGAUGGAUAUUGCACAGCCUCUUUCUUCAGAUGCUAAGGCAUUUGAUGCUGUGUUCUUUAUUGCUGCUAACAAAGAUGGCUACUACUUCGCAGCGGGGACAGAGCGGAGGCAUCAUGGCGUCAUUAAUGGUCUUUGCUAUAUUGCUGUACCAGGCAAAGGUUUGCUGUGCAGCUCCAAACUGCCUGAUACGGUUCUCUUCGGAGCAAAAGAUGAAGAGUUUGGUGCAGAGGGCCUGGCCUUGAAACUUGAGAGACCAAUGAGGAAGUGGAAACUAACUUAUAAAGGAAAAAUGUGGUUGCAGUCUGACCCUUCACAAGUGUUUGAUGUGAAUUUGGAAGGAGACUGGAGCUCAGACCUGCCACAUUUCAACUACGACACUGACAUGAAUCCCACAACUGUUGCAAGGGUCAUUGCUACAGAAACAUGGACAAGGGAGUAUUUCAAAUCCUUAGAGAAAGCUCACCAAACUCAUUUUGAACAAAUGGGAUACUUGAGUGCAACAAUUGAAAUUGAUGGUGAAAAUCAUAUUGUAAAGAUGCCAUCAUUUCGUGACCAUAGCUAUGGAGAGAGGAGGGACUGGGAUCUAAUGCAUCGAUAUGCAUUUCACAUGAUCUUCCUGGAGGAUGGGACAAAAGCGACCGUUGGAGUGAUCUGUCAGCCUUGUACUUGCUCCAGGCUAGAGGCUGGUUAUGUGUAUACUCCAGAGGGUGCACUGUAUCCACUAGAGUGGUGUGACUUCAAGCUUCAUGAAAAUGGGGAAAAUGGCAGACCUCCAGUGGACCACAGCUUUAGCUUCAAAGCAGGUCCGACAGAGUACACUGUUCAGGUGUGUGUGGAGUAUGAAGCCACUCAUUAUGUUGGAUGGAAAUGGGAAGCACGCAUGGUGGAACGCUUCGUUCGAUAUGUUGUGAAUGGCAUCCCCGGACGUGGAGUGUCUGAAUUUCAUUAUCACAACAAGGGAGGCAGGCCUUCAUCUAUUGCUAAAAAUGAUCCUUAUUGGUUCAGGAAACUUAACUUCAAAUAGUUUAUUCAACUAAAGACUUAAAGAGGCUUUGUCUAAUGUGCAUGUUAUGUCAUUUCCUAGAUAUCUGGAAUGAGAUAUGUGCUCUAGCACACUGUCACAAUUUUAGACUGACUACAGAUGGAGUUUGGAUUGGUAAUCAGAUUUCUUUUAACAUUUACAGAACAUAAGUACAAAUAACUACAACAGAUUCACUGAGUUACACUCUCCAAGAUCUCUGUAACCACAGCAAACAUAAAAGUCUUCUCAGUCUUCCUUAGCCAUUGCUCGGUAGCGGCUUCCAAUAGCAGAUGUUCCCCUUGUUCUGGGUUCCCAAACUGCCCGUCCUCAGCUACAGCAAUUCUCAACUGGCUGACUCAGUUACCAACUGCUCUACACUACUCAACUCACUCUAACUAGAUGUCCUGCUUAGACGAGUAACAUUUUGGUAUGGACCGCACAGUAAACACUGUCCCUUGUUGCUCGCAUCUAUAUACCACAAUAUUAUAACAAAUAUUUAUUUUAAUUCUAAUCAGAAUUAUGCCUUUGGAUGUCAUAACUUUUGUUUUCUUGGGUGAAAGAGAGGAACACAGUUGACAUUUUAUAAAGCAGCAGCACUACCAACUUUGACUUAUGGCAGUGAAUUUUCAGAAAUUAAGCAGGAAACAGAAACAGAAUACAACCGAUAAGAGAUGCGACUGUUAAAAGCAGCUAAAGGCUGCACUAUGUUGAAUCAUAUUAGGAAUGAACUGAAAAUACAAUUGGUACAGAAUAAAAUAGAUGAAGACAGACAACACUGGGCAAACAGUCUGGAUAAAAUUACUGAUGACAGAAACCCAAAAUACAUUCUACAAUAGAAACCAAAACAACUCAAGAGACCAAGGGAGGCCUUGCAAAAAUAUGUGGAGUUGGACCAGGCUUGAUUACCUAUACCAGGAACUGAAGGAGAUAACUUCAAAAUAAAACUGACUUGACUGGUUAUUUCCAUCAUAUUUAUAGUACAGUUGAUGCUAUUGAUUUUAACAUCAUAUAUAAACUGUCAGUUCCUACAAUAUUACCUUUAUACAGCAUUCAGUAUACAAAGUUUCAUGACAAAACAUGGGAUCAAUUUUAAACAAAAAGUUGAGUAAGCGUUCUUGAGUUUGUCAAAUGCUGAGGGGAUUUCAGGACCAAGCUACAAUAAAAGUUAACCUCUGUCUUUUAUUCCAGAUGCUGACACUAAUAUUUCUGACAAUAAAUACGUAACUUUUAUUGAAUUUUGCAGCAACCAUUAUUCUAUCAAGAUAUUAUCUCAGAUAUAAACAUAAAAGAAGAAACAGAACUAAGAAUAAGUACUACUGUUAACAGAAUAAACACAACUAGGAAUUAACGUUUCUGUUAACAGUUUCAAUUCUACAAGGAACAAAUAUUAUUUAAAAGGAUAUGCUUCUUCAAAUUUAUUACCUAUAAUAACACCAAAAAGGAAAUUGGGAGGUGCUCAGUUUCAAUUACGUCUCUCUAUGCCCUCCUGGAAAAUUCUUGGAUAGUACCUCAAUUAGGCCAUGACCACAACCUUCCAAAUCCUUCUGAAUUCAUCAUUCAUCCUACCAUUCAACAGUGUACUGUUUACAUACUGAUAGUACUAUACAAUACACCACACAUUUACUUUAUCUUCCUCCCUGCUACUGUGCCCCAAGUAUCGGUCCUUGUUUCUGUUUUCUCACUUAGUCUGCCCUUAAAAAUACCUUUUAAUGGGCAAAUUUCCUUACUAUUUCUCCUGAUCAUUUUGCCCAUAAAAAUGACCCUUUAGAGGGCUAAAUAUUCUUUAUAUUUCCCUUAAUCCUAUUAGUUCCCUCUCUCCCCUGCAUGUACCAUUUCUUUUUUCCACACUCAACUUAUUCUUACACUGUGAAGAUGGUGCCAAGACACCUCCCAACACUGGUUAACAUAUAACAGACUACACAUGCCAGACAACAUUAAACUAAGAUCUCAUAAAGUCAUUUUUUCUUUCACCUGUUUAUUUUCCUGUUUUAAUAACAUACAGGAACGGUCACUAUGCCAUAUAUAUGUAUAUGCUUAACCUGUCUCAGCACUAAUACCUAGAGGACAUUCAGAUAUUUCUUAAAACAUGCAAAGUAAAACAACUUCAACUGGCAAUGCAGACACAGACAUUCAACUUAGCAGAAAUCAACAGAUUCAAGCCUGAAAACAUUGAGCACUGAACAGAUAAGGGAUUCACAUGCCUUUCAUUCAAGAUGACCAGAACUUGCUUUGCAUCUUAAUGAGAUAACAAAUAUCUGUGUACAAGACGCAGAUACACCUACUUGUAAUGAAUUUGAAAGUCUAUACUGCCCAACAGAUAUUGUCUUGAUCUUUCUGAAGACUAUAAA
Messenger RNA from Cryptotermes secundus, 3643 nucleotides. RefSeq lists its product as uncharacterized. The transcript is spliced from 9 exons. NCBI's taxonomy places the organism in Eukaryota, Metazoa, Arthropoda, Insecta, Blattodea, Kalotermitidae. The record is from RefSeq and is a predicted model, not a curated record. The coding region runs from base 39 to 1298 and encodes 419 amino acids.